Exophiala oligosperma is the source of this 1017-nucleotide messenger RNA. RefSeq lists its product as uncharacterized. The transcript has a single exon. The record is from RefSeq and is a predicted model, not a curated record. Lineage: Eukaryota; Fungi; Ascomycota; Eurotiomycetes; Chaetothyriales; Herpotrichiellaceae. The coding region runs from base 1 to 1017 and encodes 338 amino acids.
AUGGGUGCGUACAAGGACGCACAUACAAACCCUCAGGGGCCCGGAGAUGGACGUCCAACAGCCAUGCAGAUCAUCCGUGAUCAGUCUCUUGAGGGCAAACUGAAAGGCAAGGUGAUUGUCAUCACCGGAGCCAACUCGGGCAUUGGUCUUGAAACGGCACACGCCCUAUCUGCGACUGGCGCGACGUUAUAUCUGACCGGGCGCGACAUGCAGCGCGCGGAAGCCGCUAUCGGCGAUAUUCUAGAGCAUGAUCGUGUCUCACUUGUCAAAAUGGACAAUACCUCAUCUGCUAGCAUUCGAGCAGCGGCAGCGGAGAUCCUUGAGAAGUGUCAAGGGAAAAUCAACAUUCUUAUCGAAAACGCUGGGGUGAUGGGGAUCGAGACUCUCACCUUGACCCCGGAAGGACAUGAGACGCUCUUCGCAACAAACCACCUGGGUCACUUCCUGCUCUUCCAACUUCUGAAGGAUGCAUUGCUGGCCAGCUCGACCCCGGCUUUCCACUCCCGAGUGGUUGUCGUCGCAUCGUCGGCCCACCGGGCGGCCGGGGAUCUUCACGACAGCGACAACUAUAGCUUCCAAAAGGGUGGGUAUAACCAUGGCCUCGCAUAUGCCCAAUCGAAACUAGCCAACGUAUACAUGGCCAAUGAGCUCGAGCGCCGCUACGGUGGUCGAGGACUGCACGCUACAAGCCUUCACCCAGGCGCAAUCGACACGAAUCUGUCCAGACACCUGGACAGGGAAGUUGUGGAGCAGAUCAGGAGUCUUGAGAAGGUCGCCAAAGUCAUGAAGAGCCCGGAGCAAGGCGCUGCUACCACCGUUGUCGCUGCGGUGGGGAGAGAAUGGGAGGAUAAAGGAGGUAAGUAUCUGGAAGACUGCGAAGAAGCCAAGCGCGGGGAGGAUGACGGUGACGUCUUUGGGAUCGGUUUCGUUCGCCAGACGUAUGACCCAAAUGAUGAACUACGGCUGUGGAAAGAUUCACUUGAUAUGAUUGGAAUGAAGGACGACGUUUGGAGGUGA